Messenger RNA from Xiphias gladius (swordfish), 4546 nucleotides. It is a transcript of the gene actn2b, whose product is annotated as actinin, alpha 2b. Lineage: Eukaryota; Metazoa; Chordata; Actinopteri; Istiophoriformes; Xiphiidae. The transcript is spliced from 21 exons. Gene Ontology annotation, cellular component: cell projection; cell junction; Z disc. Gene Ontology annotation, molecular function: calcium ion binding; actin filament binding. The record is from RefSeq and is a predicted model, not a curated record. Gene Ontology annotation, biological process: actin cytoskeleton organization; muscle cell development. The coding region runs from base 196 to 2883 and encodes 895 amino acids.
GUCGCUUGUUCAUCUGUGGCAACCAGGGCCAGGCGUCUGUCAGGUCGGGAGGACAAGGGCAAGCGUGAGAGAGUUGAGAAAGAGAAGAAGCAGCAGCAGCGAGAAGAGAAAGUCAGGAAACCAUCCCCUCCCCAGCAGUACAGUUAAAGGAUAACACGCGUUUGAGUUUCGGGGGGAACAGAAAGUAUCGGCACAAUGAUGAUGACCCAGGUGGAGACCACGGUGCACUAUGAUAACGGCUACGAGUAUGAAUACAUGAUGCAGGAGGAUGAGUGGGACAGGGACAUGCUGCUGGACCCUGCCUGGGAGCAACAGCAGAGGAAAACCUUCACAGCCUGGUGUAACUCCCACCUGAGGAAAGCUGGUACUCAAAUUGAAAAUAUUGAGGAAGACUUCAGGAAUGGAUUAAAACUCAUGCUGCUUCUGGAAGUUAUCUCAGGAGAGAGGUUACCCAAGCCAGACAGGGGGAAGAUGCGCUUUCAUAAGAUUGCUAACGUCAACAAAGCAUUGGACUUCAUCACUAGCAAAGGAGUGAAACUGGUCUCCAUUGGAGCUGAAGAGAUUGUGGACGGUAAUGUAAAGAUGACUCUUGGAAUGAUCUGGACUAUCAUCCUUCGCUUCGCCAUUCAGGACAUUUCUGUGGAAGAAACAUCCGCCAAGGAAGGCCUUCUCCUGUGGUGUCAGAGAAAGACUGCCCCCUACAGGAAUGUCAACGUCCAAAACUUCCAUGUCAGCUGGAAGGAUGGCCUGGCCUUCUGCGCCCUGAUUCAUAGACACAGACCCGACCUCCUCGACUACUCUAAGCUCAACAAGGAUGAUCCUAUGGGGAACCUGAACCUGGCUUUUGACAUAGCUGAGAAACACCUGGACAUUCCCAAAAUGCUGGACGCAGAAGAUAUUAUCAACACCCCGAAGCCUGAUGAAAGAGCUAUCAUGACCUAUGUGUCCUGCUUCUACCAUGCUUUUGCUGGAGCUGAGCAGGCAGAGACGGCCGCCAACAGGAUCUGUAAGGUGCUCGGUGUAAACCAGGAGAAUGAGAAACUGAUGGAGGAGUAUGAGAGACUGGCCAGUGAGCUGCUGGAGUGGAUCCGCCGCACCACUCCCUGGCUGGAGAACCGGACCCCAGAGAAGACCAUGGCAGAGAUGCAGCGGAAGCUGGAGGAUUUCAGGGACUACAGACGCCAGCACAAGCCCCCUAAGGUGCAGGAGAAGUGCCAGCUGGAAAUUAACUUCAACACCCUGCAGACCAAGUUGCGCAUCAGCAAUCGCCCUGCCUUUAUGCCCUCUGAGGGGAAGAUGGUAUCUGACAUAGCCAGUGCAUGGCAGGGCCUAGAGCAGGCAGAGAAAGGCUACGAGGAGUGGCUCCUUACAGAGAUCCGUAGGCUCGAGAGGCUGGACCACCUGGCAGAAAAGUUUCGCCAAAAAGCCACCAAUCAUGAGAACUGGGCCAGCGGUAAGGAAAUGAUCCUCUCCCAGAAGGACUAUGAAACAGCCACCCUGACAGAAAUCAGAGCAUUGCUUCGAAAACACGAGGCCUUUGAGAGUGACUUGGCAGCCCACCAGGACAGAGUGGAGCAGAUUGCCGCCAUUGCACAGGAACUAAAUGAACUGGACUAUCAUGAUGUGGCUGCUGUGAACCAGCGCUGCCAGAGCAUCUGUGACUUGUGGGACAAGCUGGGAACCUUGACUCAGAAGAGGAGAGAGGCACUGGAACGGACAGACAAACUGCUGGAGACCAUCGAUCAGUUGUUCCUGGAGUUUGCCAAGAGGUCGGCUCCUUUCAACAACUGGAUGGAAGGAGCCAUGGAGGAUCUGCAGGACAUGUUCAUAGUGCAUACUAUUGAAGAAGUCCAGAGUCUAAUCGCAGCUCAUGAGCAGUUCAAAGCUACUCUGCCUGAGGCGGAUGCAGAGAGACAGGCCAUCUUGGGAAUCCACAAUGAGGUGCAGAAAAUUUCCCAGAGCUAUGGAAUCAAAGCCAACAUUAUCAACCCUUACAGCACCAUUACAACUGAGGAGCUCCUCAACAAGUGGGAAAAGGUGAAGAAGCUGGUUCCUCAGAGAGAUGGUGCCCUCCAGGAGGAGAUGGCACGCCAGCAUGCCCACGAAAGGUUGAGACGGCAAUUUGCUGCCCAGGCUAAUCUCAUUGGACCCUGGAUACAGGCCAGGAUGGAGGAAACUGGGCGCUGCUCCCUGGACAUAAGAGGCACCCUGGAGGACCAGAUGACCCAGCUGAAACAAUGUGAGCAUGUCAUUGUCUCUUACAAGCCCAACAUCGACAAGUUGGAGGGAGACCAUCAGCUAAUCCAAGAGUCCCUGGUGUUUGAUAACAAACACACCAACUACACUAUGGAGCACAUCCGUGUCGGGUGGGAGCUGCUCCUUACAACCAUCGCCCGAACUAUCAAUGAGAUCGAGACCCAGAUUCUGACCCGGGAUGCCAAGGGCAUCAGCCAGAAGCAGAUGAAUGAGUUCAGAUCCUCUUUCACCCACUUUGACCGGAAAAAGAAUGGAGCAAUGGACACUGAUGACUUCAGAGCUUGCCUCAUCUCUAUGGGAUAUGACUUGGGAGAGGUUGAGUUUGCCCGUAUAAUGAUGCUUGUAGACCCCAAUGGUACUGGAAUCGUCUCCUUCCAGUCUUUCAUUGACUUUAUGACCAGAGAGACGGCUGAUACAGACACUGCCGAGCAGGUUGUGGCAUCCUUCCGGAUCCUGGCCGCUGACAAGCCCUACAUACUAGUGGAGGAGCUGCGGAGAGAACUUCCCCCUGAACAAGCAGAGUAUUGCAUCAUGAGGAUGCCGCCUUACACUGGCCCUGGAGCACCACCGGGGGCACUGGACUACACUGCCUUCUCCACUGCCCUCUAUGGAGAAAGCGACCUUUAACCCAACUAGAAAAACCUAACCACCCCCUCCUAGCCUCCCCUCCAUCUCUUGACGAAUUUAAAGAAUCUAUAAGAAAGUUGGAACAAAUAUGUUGAAUGAAGUGUGUUUGUGACCAUACCGAGUUUUUGUUGAUUAGUUUUCUGACGCAUUAGAUUGUCUAUAAUCAUGCUGAGCAUUGUCAUGUGUCUUGGUACCCUUCUUAAGUUCUCCCAGAUAAAAGAUGACCCCUAAUCGAAUAGAAACUGCCAUGUUCAAAUUAUAUUUUGAGAAACAAUGCAUUGUACACUUUAUCUUGUGUGUUAUGGUAUUUGUGCAGAAAGUGCAGUCCAGUACAGUGAUUAAGGUGAAGCUAGAAAAUAAAUUUACAACAUAAACUAGAAUUACUGCUUCGCGGUUGUGCCUCCGCCAACCAGUCAAGUUACAGGAAAUAUGGUCACAAUCUCUCCCUCUGUUCCUGAGUUAUGGCAUUGAAUAAUGGCCAUAAAAGUAUUUUUGCAGAACCUUAUGAUGUCACAGUGAGGUUGACCUUUUGGAUAUAAAAUAUCCUCACUUCAUCAUUUUAUCCUAUUUGACAUUUGUGUGAAAUUGUGUCAUAAUUAACCUAUGAAUUCUCGAGUUAUGGCCAAAAAUGUGUUUUGAGAGGUCACAGCGACCUUAACCUUUGACCUCUGACCACCAAAUUCUAAUCAGUUCAUCCUUGAGUCCAAGUGAACAUUUGUGCCAAAUUUGAAGAAAUUCUUUGUAGGCGUUCCUGAGAUAUCACGGUCACAAGAAUGGGAUGGAAGGACGGCAUAAAAGGCAGAAAAAUGCAGAUCACUUGGUAAUACUCCUACAGUAACAGGAUCAUGGCGUUUCAGUAGUUUAUCAGUUGACGAAAUUAUACAUAAAAGCCCUGUUUCAUCUAGCACUGUCAUGUACUGCUUUCAUGUUUCCUCGCAGUGCCUUUGUUUUGGGAAUACAAUCUCCUGUUAUUUUGAAAUGCUUAAAGUGAAUUACAGUUUACAAAAGCAAUUUCAGACCUUCCCCCAUCCAACAAACACUGUAGAAAAUGGGUUCCCAAAAGGCUAUAAAUAAACAGUACUAACAAAGGAAAAGUGGGAAACCACAUGAAUGCAAAAAUAAAUGUUUACAACUGCUCAGUGCUUUGAAGGCACAGGAUACAGAAGACUAGAUGUGCAGUAUUUAUGAGUAUCGUGUUGAAGAUAAAACACUUUCUCAGGCAGCAGCAAACAUGUUAAUGCUUACAUGUGCCUAGAAAUAAGUACAAUGAACUCCGAAAAUAAAUACACAAAUAAAAUGUCAUGGGAUUUCCAAAUUUUCCUUUGUUGACACAUUAAGACCUAUUGUUAGUAGAAAUAUACAUUGAUUAAUCCACAUUUGUCCAUAUUAAACAGCUGUUUGCCUACAUGUUACCUUUCAAUGUACUCAUGUUGUAUGCCGUUUGAGAAUAAAAUUAAGAGACUGUAUUCAAAGAAUUUCCAUACUUCUACUAAAAUGUCACACAUACAUUAAAUAUAGUAUUUAAAUGUACAGUAGUGACAAUGAUUUCACCGAAAUGUGCUGGUGAUGGUGUCAUAACACCUGAUACUAACUCUAUGCAAAUUACAUUAAGCUACAACAAUCACUAUGUAAUGCUCUUAAUGAAAAAAUAAUGAUAAAACAA